Messenger RNA from Pollicipes pollicipes, 903 nucleotides. RefSeq names its product zinc finger and SCAN domain-containing protein 21. The record is from RefSeq and is a predicted model, not a curated record. Gene Ontology annotation, cellular component: nucleus. The coding region runs from base 1 to 903 and encodes 300 amino acids. Lineage: Eukaryota; Metazoa; Arthropoda; Thecostraca; Pollicipedomorpha; Pollicipedidae. Gene Ontology annotation, biological process: regulation of gene expression. The transcript has 8 exons.
AUGUCUGCCCAGGAGCUGCAGGAGCGGUCCGAGCAGCUGACCCGCCAGGUGCGGCAGCGUUUCACGCGGACCGUGCUGGGGCGCAAGGUCGAGUACGCCGGCUGGCGGCCCGUGCCGCUGCCACACACUCCAGAAGAGGAGGAGGCCAAUCGGGCGUCGUCGCCGUCGCCCAGCGUCAUCACCGGUGACCUGGCUGACCCUGAUGACCCGACCGAUGACCUCUACGUGGCGUUGGCCACGUCAAAAGCCGAGUCGGCCGCCCGCAAAAAGAAAACGGGCUCCAAGGCCCGCGUCAAGGUGGUAGUGCCGGACCCCCGGGACCCGGCGCGCAGCAAGGUCAAGUACGUGUACGACCACAGCCACGCGUGCCACAUCUGCGGCAAGACGUUCGCCUGGCAGGGACACCUGACCAAGCAUCUGCAGACUCACACGGGCGAGCGGCCGCUGAACUGUCACAUCUGCGGCCAGACGUUCCGCUGGUCCUCCCACCUGACCAGCCACCUGCGGCGCCACAACGACGACAAGCCGUUCGUGUGUAACGUGUGCGGCAAGAGGUUCGUGUCGAGCUCCGUGUUCAAGGGCCACAUGCGCACACACACGGACGAGAAGCCCUUCAUGUGCGGGGUGUGCGGCAAGCAGUUCCGGGACAAGAGUAACCUGCGCACGCACGAGUGGGUGCACACGGACAAGCGGCCGCACCGGUGCGGGCCGUGCGACCGCGGCUUCCUCACCACCAGCGCGCUGAAGCUCCGGCUGACGGCCAGUUCCGGUGCCGGCUUUGGCUCCGGCUCCGGCUGGGCACGACUGGAGGGCGCGAGACGUGGCCGGCGCCGGGGACGGGGCUGGCCAGGCGUGACGCUGACGCACGGGAUGCGGUCGGAGCGCGCCGGCAACGCCCAGUGA